UACUUUGAGAACCUACUCUUACCUUUUCAAUUCUAACCUAUAAUGUGCAAACGCAAAACGGAAGGUAACGUCGUAUCAGAUCUUAUAAAAUAAUCACACGUCAGCCUUUACAAAUAGUAAUAAGUUACGGUAAAGUGCACAGUGGCAGAGUGUGAAGCACAUUGAAAACAGAAAAUGUCAGACGUGAGAGACUGGUUCAAUUCGUUACCAAUAUUUACAAGAUAUUGGUUAUUGUUUACGGUUAGUUUGUCAUUAAUCGGUAGAUUUGGUUUUGUGCAUUCAUCCACAUUUGUGUUGUCCUAUGAUCGAUUUAUAAACAAUUUUGAAAUUUGGAGGCCAAUUACUAGUGUCCUUUAUUAUCCUAUGAGCCCGGGAGGAUUUCAUUUUUUGAUUAAUUUGUAUUUUCUCUAUAAUUACUCCUUGAGAUUGGAACGUGGAGAAUAUGAUGGAAGACCAGCAGAUUAUUGCUACAUGCUAUUGUUCAAUUGGUUAUGUUGCGUUAUAUUAGGAUUCAUCAAUGGUUUUAAAUUGCUUAUGGAUCCUAUGGUAUUGAGUGUAUUGUACGUAUGGUGUCAACUGAACAAAGAUGCUAUCGUUAAUUUUUGGUUAGGUACAAGAUUUAAAGCGAUGUAUUUGCCUUGGGUAUUAUUUGGAUUUAAUAUGGUCAUUAAUGGUGGUGGUAUGAUGGAGCUCUAUGGUAUAUUAAUUGGUCAUAUCUAUGUAUUUCUCAAAUUUAAAUACCCUCAAGAGCUUGGAGGCAGAGAAUGGCUCGUUACACCCAAAAUUUUGGAGUCAUAUUUUCCUCCUCAAAGAGGUGGAAUUCGAUGGUUUGGCAAUGUACCCACGCAAAGGCCUGAUGGACAACAACAAGCUAGAAAUGUAUUCGGUGGUCAUAACUGGGGAAGAGGACAUGUAUUGGGACAGUAGUUUUAUAUAUUUCAAAUAUAGGGAAGGUAUCUUUAAUGUUAUCAAAGUUAUUAUCAGAUCAUUGAUUCAAUUUAUCGUCAUCUGUACAUCUUUGAAUGUUAUUGUAUAAUACACACACGCAAAUUAAACAAAUAAAGAUUGCAAUCAGAAACAGAA
Molecule: messenger RNA, 1083 nt
Organism: Vespula vulgaris
Lineage: Eukaryota; Metazoa; Arthropoda; Insecta; Hymenoptera; Vespidae
Gene: Der-1
Product: derlin-1
Exons: 2
Coding region: 175-927 (250 amino acids)
Biological process (GO): endoplasmic reticulum unfolded protein response
Cellular component (GO): endoplasmic reticulum membrane; Hrd1p ubiquitin ligase ERAD-L complex
Molecular function (GO): ubiquitin-specific protease binding; misfolded protein binding
Source: RefSeq, a predicted model, not a curated record